Molecule: messenger RNA, 1263 nt
Organism: Glycine soja
Lineage: Eukaryota; Viridiplantae; Streptophyta; Magnoliopsida; Fabales; Fabaceae
Product: cyclase-like protein 2
Exons: 7
Coding region: 78-908 (276 amino acids)
Molecular function (GO): arylformamidase activity
Source: RefSeq, a predicted model, not a curated record
UGGAUGCGGUAGAGACUAGAGAACAGGAGGCACAUUGAUAGUACACUGUCAUGCUGUUUCAUUUCUCAAAGUAAACCAUGAAUUCUCUAUCACUCUUCACCUUCCUCUGCGCAAUUUGUGCGCACUCCGUCGCCGUCACCUCCGCGGCAUAUCCUUCCAUCCCCGGCACGGAAACCGGAGAGUGCUCCCUCCGCGGCGUCGGCGUCGGCGACGGUGUUCUGGUCCCUCCGCGGCGAGAAGUGUACGAGGAGGGGCGAAUCUUCGACAUCACCCACAGGUAUGUCCCCGAGAUGCCGGUGUGGGACUCGACGGAGGGGCUCGGGCAGCACUUCCUGUGGCUCGAAAAGAGCAUGAAGAAUGGCUCGCGCGCUAACAACUCCAACAUGAAGCUCGGUGUUCACACCGGCACCCAUGUCGACGCGCCCGGUCACUUUUACGACAAUUACUACGACGCCGGCUUCGACGUUGACUCACUCGACCUAACACUCCUCAAUGGCCUUGCACUUUUGGUUGAUGUUCCACGGGAUAAAAACAUUACUGCUGAGGUUAUGAAGUCCUUGAAUAUCCCUAGAGGUGUAAGCCGCGUGCUUUUCAGAACUUUAAACACUGACAGGCAACUCAUGUUUAAGAAAGAAUUUGACACAAGCUAUGUGGGAUUCAAGGAGGAUGGUGCAAAAUGGCUGGCAGAGAACACUGACAUCAAACUUGUAGGAAUCGAUUACUUAUCUGUUGCUGCUUAUGAUCACUCCAUUCCAUCUCAUCUUGUUUUCCUGGAAAGCAAGGAAAUCAUUCUUGUGGAAGGCCUAAAGCUUGAUGAUGUCCCAGCAGGAAUAUAUUCACUGAAUUGCUUGCCUCUUAGGUUGGUUCACUCUGAGGCAUCACCAAUUCGAUGCAUUCUGAUCAAAUGAUCAAUGAUGGGGUCAAACCUGGUUUUCAAUUGCACGGAUGAACCUGCCACAAGAAGCAACGUAGCCACGAAUACAAUUAGUGGUGUCCAUAAGAAGCAGUUUGAUGCAAAUUGCAAGCUAAGCUGAUAGUAGUAUGUUGAAUUACUCUUAUUUUACGUCCUUGGGUUGGAAAGUACUGAAUUAUUGUAAUUAAACUUCAGUUGCGGACUAGGGGGUCCACCUGCAUUAACUUAUGCUUUUAAUAUUUUCCUAGGCAAGUACUUGUGCAAUUCUGAAGACGCAUGCUUGUACGUCUCAAUAAUUAUAUCUAUUUCUCUUUGAAAAAUAAUGAAAUACUACUAAUAAUCUCGGGCAA